This is a messenger RNA of Carlito syrichta (Philippine tarsier), 2771 nucleotides long. It is a transcript of the gene CDH17, whose product is annotated as cadherin 17. The transcript has 18 exons. NCBI's taxonomy places the organism in Eukaryota, Metazoa, Chordata, Mammalia, Primates, Tarsiidae. Bases 121 to 2619 code for a protein of 832 amino acids. Gene Ontology annotation, molecular function: cadherin binding; calcium ion binding. The record is from RefSeq and is a predicted model, not a curated record. Gene Ontology annotation, biological process: adherens junction organization; homophilic cell-cell adhesion; multicellular organism development. Gene Ontology annotation, cellular component: adherens junction; catenin complex; plasma membrane.
GAGGGAGUGUCCCCUGGUAGAUACUCAAGUCGUAGCAAGAGUCUCAACAACUGAAUGGAAGGACAUAACUUUUCACCACCGUUUUGUUAGUUACUUACAGAAAGGAGUUUGAAGAAUACCAUGAUGUCUCAAGCCCAUCUUCACUCCUUGUGUCUUCUUAUACUUUAUUUGACAACUGGAUACAGCCGAGAGGGGAAGUUUAGUGGACCCCUGAAGCCCAUGACAUUUUCUGUUUUUGAAGGCCAAGAUCAGAAUCAAAUCAUAUUCCAGUUUACGGCCAAUCCUCCUGCUGUGACUUUUGAACUAACUGGAGAGACAGAAGGCAUAUUUCAGAUAGAACCAAAUGGAUAUCUACAUCUCAUCAAAGCCCUGGACAGGGAAACAAAAUCUGUUCACAACUUCCAGGUUUUAGCCCUGGAUGCUCAAGGAGCGAUAGUGGAGGGCCCGGUCCCCAUCACCAUAGAAGUGAAGGACAUCAACGACAAUCGGCCCAUGUUUCACCAGUUCAAGUAUCAAGGCACAGUGAGGCAGAACUCUCGCCCAGGAAAGCCCUUCAUGUACGUCAAUGCCACAGACCUGGAUGAUCCAGCCACUCCCAAUGGUCAGCUUUUUUAUCAAAUUGUUGUCCAGCUUCCCAACGUUGACAAUGUCAUGUACUUUCAGAUCAACAACAAAACAGGAGCCAUCUCACUAACCCGAGAAGGUGCUUGGGAAUUGGAUCCUGCUAAGAAUCCUUCCUACAAUCUGAUGGUCUCAGUGAAAGACAUGGGAGGCCAGAAUGAGAAUUCCUUCAGUGAUACCGCAUCUGUGGAUAUUACAGUGAUGGAGAAUAUUUGGAAAGCACCAGAACCUGUGGAGGUGGUAGAAAACUCGACUGAUCCUCACCCCAUCAAAAUCACGCAGGUGCGGUGGAAUGAUCCAGGUGCACUUUAUUUCUUAGUUGAAAAAGAGAAACUGCCAAGAUUCCCAUUUUCAAUUGACAAGGAAGGAGAUAUUUAUGUGACUCAGCCUUUGGACCGGGAAGAAAAAGAUUCAUAUGUUUUUUAUGCUGUUGCAAAGGAUGAGCAAGGGAACCCACUUUCAUACCCACUGGAAAUUCAUGUCAAGGUUGAAGACAUUAAUGAUAAUCCACCUUCAUGUCCAUCACCCAUGACUGUAUUUGAGGUCCAGGAGAAUGAAAUGCUGGGUAGCAAUAUUGGGACCCUUACUGCCCAUGACUUGGAUAAAGAAAAUACUCUUCACAGUUUUUUAGAGUACAGAAUUGUGGAGCAAACCCCCAAACUUCCCACGGAUGAAAUCUUCUUGAUCCAAUUUGCUACGGGAAUGAUCCAGUUAGCCAAACGGUCCUUGAAGAGGCAAGAAAAUCCUCAGUACAACUUAACAGUAGAAGUGUCUGAUGAAGAUUUCAAGACCCUCUGUUAUGUGCAAAUUAAUGUUAUUGAUAUCAAUGAUCAGAUCCCCAUCUUUGACAAAUCGGAUUAUGGAAACCUGACUCUCGCUGAAGACACAGCCAUUGGGACCAUCAUCUUGAUCAUUCAGGCAACCGACGCGGAUGAGCCACUUACUGGGAGUUCUAAAAUCAUCUAUCGUAUUGUAGAGGGAGACAAUGAGGAACGACUGGGAAUUGACACAGAUCUCCACACCAAUGCCGGAUAUGUCACAAUUAAAAAGUCACUUGAUUUUGAAACAGCAGCUGUUUCCAACAUUGUAGUCAAAGCAGAAAAUCCUGAGCCUCUGGUGUCUGGUGUAACAUACAACGAAAGCUCUUUUGCCAAAUUCACACUUAUUGUGACAGACGUGAAUGAAGCACCUCAAUUUUCCCAACAUACAUUCCAAGCAAACGUCAGCGAGGAUGUGGCUGUAGGCACUAAGCUGGGCCACGUGACUGCCAAGGAUCCAGAAGGUCUUGACAUAAGUUAUUCACUGAGAGGUGACAAAAGAGGAUGGCUUAGAAUUGACCAUGUCACUGGUGAGAUCUUUAGUGUGGCUCCGCUGGACAGGGAAGCUGAAAGUCUAUAUCGGGUACAAGUGGUGGCCACUGAAGUAGGUGGAUCCUCUUUGAGCUCUAUGUCUCAGUUCCACCUGACCCUUACGGAUGUGAAUGACAACCCCCCACGGUUAGCCAAGGAGUACACAGGCCUCUUCUUCUGCCACCCCGUCAGUGCACCCGGAAGUCUCAUUUUUGAGGCCACUGAUGAUGAUCAGAAGCCAUUUCGGGGUCACCACUUUACAUUUUCCCUCGGCAGUGAAAACCUACAAAAUGACUGGGAAGUUUCCAAAAUCAAUGGCACUCAUGCCAAACUCUCCACCAAGCACACAAACUUUGAGGAGAAAGUUUAUGAAAUCUCCAUUCGCAUCAGUGAUGGGGGCCGGCCACCUUUGGAAGGCAUUGUCUCUUUACCAGUUACUUUCUGCACAUGUGUGGAAGGACAUUGUUUCAAGCCAGUAGGUCACCAGGAUGGGAUGCCCACUGUGGGCAUGGCUGUUGGUAUACUGCUGACCACCUUUCUGGUCAUUGGUAUAAUUUUAGCAGUUGUGUUUAUCCGCAUGAAGAAGGAUAAAGGCAAAGAUAAUGUUGAAAAUGCUCAGGGAUCUGAAACCAAACCUCUGAGAAGCUGAAUUUGAAAAGGAAUGUUUGAGUUUAUAUACCAAGCACCAUUUCAAUAACACAACCGUCUAAUCCCAUAAUAGUACUUUUCAACCAACAUGUGCACAAUCAUUUUUUACAGAUAUUCCCUCUUGCCCUUUAAUAUUUUACUAAGAUAUUUCAU